AUGGCCGCCUCGCUGCAGUUCUUCCUCACCCGCCCGGGCGCGGUCCAGACGUCCAAGUCGCGCGUCCGCCACGGCACAAACGUGCCCCUGAUCCCCGUCGACCAGCUGCCCGAGUGGCUGCACAUCGUCGACGUGCCGCGCGUGCUCAGCGACCAGCACGCCGCCGGCCUGACCAGCGUCGGCCUGGCCUGCCGGCCCCCCGAGACGCUCGAGGUCUGUGUCCUGCGGGCUCGGCUGCCCGCCAAGGAGGAGGAGGAGGAGGGAGAGGAGGAUGAGAAUGAGAAUGAGCACGAGGAGUAUGCGCCGCCACCGCCACCGCCGCCGCCGCCGCAGCAGCAGUUUGGUCGGAGGCCCGGCGACUUCAUCAAGGCCCAGACGCUAGGCACUGUCGGGCAGGCACAUGCAGGCAAGAACGGCACGGAAGCGGAGCGGCCGGCGGUGGCGUUGCCGGAGCAGCGCUCCCUGUCAUCCGACCUGCUGCGGGCGCUGGACGAAGACCUGGCCGCCGCCGCCGCCGAGCGAGCCCGCCAGCGGAACUCGCGCGCUGCCCAGCAGCCGCCGCCGCCGCCGCCGCCGCCGCUCGAGAACACACUUGAUGAUGGCCAGCAGCAGCAGCAGCAGCAGCUACAGGGCGGUGGUGGUGCCCAAGGCGACCGCCACUACCCCACGUCGCGCUGCGCCUCGGUCACCGCGAGCCGCCAGCCCGUCGUCGCCGCCGCCGCCCGCGCAGGGCUCGCCAGCUCCAUGCACGCCCCCCGCAUGGCUGCCGAGCACAAGGCGGCGGCGCCGCCGCCGCCGCCGUCGCUGGUCAAGCUGCCGUUCAGCCGUGCUCCAGGGGCGCAGCAACCCAGGGGCCCUCCGUCGACGGCCGAGGCUUAUGACCCGGCCUGGGUCCGCCACAUCCAGGGCCGGGCGGCGGCUCCAGGCCACGGCCGAGGGGCGUCGUACUGUCGUCACUGGUGCGUGCACGGCACCUGCAAGUGGGGCAGGAACUGCCGCUACAACCACGCCAUGCCCGCGACGCCCGAAGGGCUCGCCGAGGUGGGCCUGCGCGAGUUCCCGGAGUGGUGGGCGGCCGCCGUGGGCCUGGCGGCGCGCGGCGGCGGCCCCGGCAUGGAGCAGCAGCCACACGACGGCGGCGGCGGCAACCAAGCGCGGCACCGCCAGCCCGCGGGCGAGGCCAAGGCCCUUCCUCCUCCCCGCGGCGGCCCGCCGGACCAGGAGGAGGCGGCAUAG
Molecule: messenger RNA, 1236 nt
Organism: Gaeumannomyces tritici R3-111a-1
Lineage: Eukaryota; Fungi; Ascomycota; Sordariomycetes; Magnaporthales; Magnaporthaceae
Exons: 2
Coding region: 1-1236 (411 amino acids)
Molecular function (GO): metal ion binding
Source: RefSeq, a predicted model, not a curated record